This is a messenger RNA of Rhinocladiella mackenziei CBS 650.93, 1077 nucleotides long. RefSeq lists its product as uncharacterized. The record is from RefSeq and is a predicted model, not a curated record. The transcript is spliced from 2 exons. NCBI's taxonomy places the organism in Eukaryota, Fungi, Ascomycota, Eurotiomycetes, Chaetothyriales, Herpotrichiellaceae. Bases 1 to 1077 code for a protein of 358 amino acids.
AUGGUUCCGGGAGAACUGAUGACUUGCGCUAAGUACCUCGAAACGGACUGGGCCGAGGAAUGGAGGCUUGAGCAUAUCGAAACUAAUCGAACCGCCGAUCGCCCCUUGAAUUGUGUAGUGCUCUGCAAGAUGACCGACGUCUCCCAAAUACUGGAAGGUGGACCCCUCCAGAUUCCUUUGAUCGUUCCUCACGAGUGGAAUCCUACAGAACGAACAUUGCGACUGGACGACUACCUGACCUAUCUAAGCACCAAAGACACCAUCGAAUACCACGAUCCACUACAAGAUAUUGUCAUCGAAGGGAAAUCUCCCAUGCCACGAGCUGAUCCAGCUCCAAUCGUGGUCCAAAAGCUAAAGAAUGCCACGAUUCAUAACCCAGUCAAUCUCCUGAAUCUAAAUCGUUUCAAACAGAAUGCGGUUCCUGCUGGAUUGGCUGACGUCCACCGCCUUCAUAUCCUUGAUCAUAUAUGGGAAAUUGGAGACAGCGGAAAGAGGAUGAUAGAAGAGCCUCGUGACCUCUCAUCAUGUACAGGCUUCCAGAUAUUAGGCUCUGCAGGUGCCUACAGCUCAUGGCACUGGGACCACGUUGGGGCUAUCACCACGAUCACGAGCGAAACCGGAGAGAAGUUAUGGCCCAGUCUCCCCCGUCUCACAGAUGCAGAGCUGGAGAAGUUUCAAGAAGAUUGGAGUAUCCCUGACGACAAACCUCCGAUCGCGAUUUUCCUCCGCGAAGGAGAUACGAUGAUACAACCACGUUGUCGACUACAUGCUCCCUACACGAUCUCGUUAGCACUCAUGACGGGUACCAUGCAUUGGGAUCCGAUGGAACUCAAUGAAGUCCUCAAAAAUAGCCUGUACGAAUUACGCCAUGAUAUCACCAAUGAGGAUCCCCCCAAGGAAAUGAGGGCAAAACUUCAGGUAAUCCUGGACAUGAUUCAGUCAAAUCGAGGGGGGAAGCUGUACAAAUGGAAAGGCGGUAAUAGUCGUGACGAGCUUCAAGAAUUGGCACAGCACCGCCUUGCAACUGCAGACGGCAGAACUGCGAUGAAACAUGUAGAUGUUGUAAAGCAGGGCUAG